Messenger RNA from Pseudozyma hubeiensis SY62, 4401 nucleotides. RefSeq names its product drug exporter. Gene Ontology annotation, molecular function: ABC-type transporter activity; ATP binding; ATP hydrolysis activity. The record is from RefSeq and is a predicted model, not a curated record. The transcript has a single exon. NCBI's taxonomy places the organism in Eukaryota, Fungi, Basidiomycota, Ustilaginomycetes, Ustilaginales, Ustilaginaceae. The coding region runs from base 1 to 4401 and encodes 1466 amino acids. Gene Ontology annotation, biological process: transmembrane transport. Gene Ontology annotation, cellular component: membrane.
AUGAGCGAUCCGGUAUCCUACAGCGGCGCUACCACGCCAGCUGACCACACUGCAGCUCCCACACCAGAGACUCGCAGCGUUGGUAAUGGCCAGCACUCAAUCAAUAUGCACGACGCAUCUAACCCUCAUGACGGCCAUGUCGACGUUGAGAGCGCUAAAGCCGAGUUUAGCAGGUUGCAGACGUCUCUCAGUCGUCAAUCCGAAGCCACCCGCCAGCACAGCCAGGAGCCCAAUGACAUCGAGGCGGGACAGAAGGCCAACGAUGAUGACGACGAAGACUUCGACCUUGUUCAGUAUCUUCGCUCGGUCCAGUCCGAGAACUCUCAGGCUGGCAUCAAAUCCAAACACAUCGGUGUCUCCUGGUCUGAUCUCGAGGUGCUUGGAAACGACUCUAUGUCGCUCAACAUCAAAACCUUCCCCGACGCUAUCACCGAAACUUUCGUCGGUCCCAUUUUCUAUAUCUUGAACCGACUCAAGAAGAACCGCGGACGCAAACUCCUCCAAAACUUCACUGGUGUCGCAAAGCCCGGUGAGAUGGUCCUCGUCGUCGGUCGUCCAGGUUCCGGUUGCUCCACCUUCCUCAAGACCAUCGCCAACCAUCGCGGAGGGUACAUCGGUGUCAAUGGUAACGUCAAGUACGGUGGCAUCUCUAGCCAAGAGUUUGCUAGCAAGUAUCAGGGUGAAGCUGUCUACAACGAGGAGGAUGACUUCCACUUCCCAACGCUCACAGUAAAGCAGACGCUCGAGUUUGCUCUCAGCCUCAAAAGUCCCGGAAAGCGUCUUCCUCAUCAAACUGUCCAAUCGCUCAACGAAGAAGUGCUGACCACCUUCCUCAAGAUGCUUGGCAUCCCGCAUACCGCCGACACUCUCGUGGGCUCGGCAGUGGUACGAGGUGUGUCGGGUGGUGAGCGCAAGCGUGUCAGUAUCGCGGAGUGCAUGGCGAGCAGAGCCGCUGUCGUUAGCUGGGAUAACGCGACCCGCGGUCUCGAUGCCUCCACCGCUCUCGACUACGCCAAAUGCAUGCGCGUCUUCACGGACAUCCUCGGUCUCACCACCUUUAUCACGCUCUACCAACCUGGUGAGGGUAUUUGGGAGCAGUUCGACAAGGUCAUGGUCAUCGACGAAGGUCGCUGCGUCUACUACGGUCCACGAACCAAGGCUCGUCAAUACUUCCUCGACUUGGGCUUCAAAGACUAUCCUCGUCAGACUUCGGCCGAUUUUUGCUCUGGCUGUACCGAUCCCAAUCUCGACCGCUUUGCCGAGGGUCAGGACGAGACCACCGUGCCUGCGACUUCGCAGCGCCUCGAGGAGGCUUACCAAAAGUCUUCUAUCUACCAGGACAUGCUCCGCGAAAAGCAAGAGUACGAUGCCCAGAUCGAAGCAGACCGCUCCGCCGAGCAAGAAUUCCGACAGGCUGUCCUCGAAGACAAGCACAAGGGCGUGCGGCCCAAGAGUAUCUACACCGUCAGCUUUGCUCGUCAAGUUCAGGCUCUCACCGUUCGUCAGAUGGAGAUGAUCCUGGGUAAUCGCUUCGACAUCUUCGUCUCGUUCGCGACCACGAUCAUCAUUGCCCUCUUUAUCGGAGGUGUUUUCCUCAAUUUGCCUCAGACUGCCGCUGGUGCGUUCACUCGAGGAGGUGUUCUCUUCAUCGGUCUCCUUUUCAAUGCCCUCACCGCCUUCUCCGAGCUUCCAACCCAGAUGGGAGGUCGUCCGGUGCUGUUCAAGCAGAUGAACUACGCCUUCUAUCGUCCCUCUGCUCUGAGCUUGGCGCAGCUCUUCUCCGACAUCCCUCUGUCCAUCAGUCGUGUCAUUCUCUUCUCGAUCAUCCUUUACUUUAUGGCAGGGCUCCAACGCUCGGCAGGCGCAUUCUUCACCUUCUUCCUCUUCGUAUACUUUGGCUACCUCGCCAUGUCGGCACUCUUCCGACUCUUCGGUACCGUCUGCAAGUCGUACGAUGUAGCUGCGCGUCUCGCUGCCGUCAUCAUUUCUGGUUUGGUCGUCUUUGCAGGCUACGUGAUUCCACGUGACGCCAUGUAUCGAUGGCUUUUCUGGAUCUCGUACAUCAACCCGCUCUACUUUGCGUUCUCGGGUCUCAUGAUGAACGAAUUCAAGGAUCUGUCUUUUGCCUGCGUCGGAUCGUACGUCGUUCCGAGAAACCCUGCUGGUAUGACUCAGUAUCCGGAUAACGUCGGUCAAAAUCAGGUUUGCACGCUUGCUGGCGCUAGAGCAGGCCAGCAAUUCGUCGCUGGCAACGACUACCUCCGAGCAAGCUUCGGCUACGACUCGGGUGAUCUCUGGCUCUACUUUGGCAUCACCGUCAUCUUCUUCGUCGGAAUCGUCGGCAUCACCAUGGUGGCCAUCGAGGUCUUCCAGCACGGCAAAUAUUCGAGUGCGCUUACCAUCGUCAAGAAGCCCAACAAGGAGGAGCAGAAGCUCAACCAGCGUCUCAAGGAGCGAGCCACGAUGAAGGAGAAGGACUCUAGCAAGCAGCUCGACGUCGAGUCCAAGCCUUUCACCUGGGAGAAGCUCUGUUACGAGGUACCCGUCAAGGGUGGAAAGCGACAGCUGCUCGACAAUGUCUACGGCUACUGCCGACCGGGUACUUUGACCGCUCUGAUGGGUGCCUCCGGUGCCGGAAAGACGACUCUUCUCGACGUUCUUGCCGAUCGCAAAUCCAUCGGUGUCAUCAGCGGAGAUAGGCUUAUCGACGGGAAAAAGAUCGGCAUCGAGUUCCAACGUGGCUGCGGUUACGCAGAGCAGCAGGACAUCCACGAAGGCACCGCUACCGUUCGCGAAGCUCUUCGAUUCAGUGCUUACCUUCGCCAGCCCGUCAGUGUGCCCAAAGAAGACAAGGAUGCCUACGUCGAGGACAUCAUUGAGCUGUUGGAGAUGCAAGACAUCGCUGACGCUAUGAUCGGUGUUCCCGAGUUCGGUCUUGGUAUUGGUGACCGCAAGCGCGUGACCAUCGGAGUCGAGCUCGCCGCUCGUCCGGACCUGCUGCUCUUCCUCGACGAACCCACCUCCGGCUUGGACGGUCAGACGGCGUACAACGUGGUACGAUUCCUCAAGAAGCUGGCUGCAUCGGGUCAAGCCAUCCUGUGCACAAUUCACCAACCCAAUGCUCUUCUCUUCGAACAGUUCGAUCGCUUGCUGCUCUUGGAGCGCGGUGGAAAGACCGUCUACUUUGGUGACGUCGGUCCCAACGCCAAGCACAUCGUCAAGUACUUUGCCGACCGAGGUGCUCAGUGUCCCGACAAGGUCAACAUGGCCGAGUACAUGCUCGACGCUAUCGGUGCUGGUUCCAUGAAGCGGGUCGGAAACAAACCUUGGUCCGACGUAUACAAGGAAUCGGAUCUCUUCCAACAAAAUCUGGCCGAGAUCGAAAAGAUCAAGUCGGAAAGCAACAGCUCCUCUUCGCACACAUCUCAGGAGACUCAUAGCAAAGAGUACGCCACGCCCUUCUUCUUCCAGGUGAGGACGGUUUUGCAGCGCGCUCUGCUCAGCACAUGGAGGCAGCCGGACUACCAAUUCACUCGUCUCUUCCAGCACGCUGCCAUCGCACUCAUCACCGGUCUCUGCUUCCUCAACCUAAGCAACUCGGUCGCUUCGCUCCAGUACCGCAUCUUUGGCAUCUUCAUGGCCACCGUGCUGCCCGCAAUCAUCUUGGCUCAGAUCCAGCCGUUCUUCAUCAUGGCACGCAUGGUGUUCAUCCGAGAAGAUUCGAGCAAGAUGUACAGCGGAACGGUUUUUGCCAUCGUGCAGAUCAUCCAAGAGAUUCCGUUCGGCAUCCUGUCUUCGGUGGUGUACUUCCUGCUGUUCUACUACCCGACUGGAUUCCAGUUCGCUUCUGAUCGAGCAGGAUACUUCUUUGCCAUGCUCAUGGUCACCGAGCUCUUCGCUGUGACGCUCGGUCAGGCGAUCGCAGCGAUCUCUCCUUCGAUCUACAUCGCUUCGCUGUUCAACCCAUUCCUGAUCGUCAUCAUGGCGUUGCUGUGCGGUGUCACGAUUCCGUACCCGAACAUGCCCAAGUUCUUCCGUUCGUGGCUGUACUGGGUCAACCCUCUGACGUACCUGGUGUCGGGUCUCAUCACCAACGAGAUGCACGAUCUGAUCGUCGAAUGCACCAGCACCGAGUUUGCCCGUUUCCAACCUCCCACCGGCGAAACGUGCAGAGCGUGGGCUUCUUCUUUUGUCGACGCCUUCGGCGGCUACCUGCAAAACCCAGACGCCACCUCGGACUGCCAGUACUGCCAGUACCGCAGCGGCGACCAGUUCUUCGCCGGUCUCGAAAUCAAGUUCUCCCAACGCGGCAGGAACAUCGGCAUCAUGAUCGCCUUCAUCGCCUUCAACGCCUUUGUCACCAUCCUCGCUUCGCGCUUCAUCAAGUACGCCAACCGCUAA